Magallana angulata is the source of this 1691-nucleotide messenger RNA. RefSeq lists its product as uncharacterized. Lineage: Eukaryota; Metazoa; Mollusca; Bivalvia; Ostreida; Ostreidae. Gene Ontology annotation, cellular component: extracellular region. The coding region runs from base 1 to 1230 and encodes 409 amino acids. The record is from RefSeq and is a predicted model, not a curated record. The transcript has 15 exons.
AUGGAACACCGACUGCUAUGGUUGGGUUUACUACAUUGUGUGAUAGCAGCCUACACCUCCCCCAGCAACAUAACUUUGAUAAAGACGGACAAAACAAUUCACAAACCUGAAGAAACAGAUUUCGCAUCAAAGCCGGGAAGGACCGAGGAAAUAAAAAAUACAAACGUGGAGGUUGAUCCCGACUUUGCUUUAAAGGUCUCAAUUCGCAGAUCAAAGCAAAAACAUGGACAUUGUUCUAAAAGAAUCAUCAAUAUAUGUGCAAGUUAUAACGGAAGUAACGGAACCCAGAUGGCAGUGGUUAGAGUAAAAAUGCAAAUUGGUUGGAUCCCGGUUAUUUCCAAUGAUCUUAAAAAUACAACCGGUCUUCAAAAGUAUGAAGUCAACGGAGAUAUUGUCAACUUUUAUUUUAAAGACCUUCACGCAGAACGAAAAUGUUUUAACUUAGAUGUAGAGCAGAAAGUGAUAUUAGGGAACCCGAAACCAGCCUACGUGAAGAUAUUUGACGAUGAAACAGGUGAUACAGGUUUAUCAAUAACUAAAGAAUACGACAUUAGAACAACAUGCGGGACAAAGGAAGAGUUGCCUUUCCUUACGCCGGAGGAGUUUGAUCGUCGUUCAAGCAUGCAACCGGUCAUGCAGCUCCGAGUACCAAUGAAUCAUCCAAGUUUUGCACCAAAGCCGGCAACCAUGAAAAUCGUAAAGCCAAAAGUUAAGGCUGAUCCGGACUUUACUUUAAAGGUCUCCAUCAUCAGAUCGAAGCAAAAACAUGGCCAUUGUUCCAAGAGAACCAUCAAUAUAUGUGCAAGUUAUAACGGAAGUAGUGUUCGAAACAACAUGACUAUAGUUGAAGUCAAAAUGCAGACUGGUUGGAUCCCGAAAAUAUCCGAUGAUCUUAAAAAAAGAACGGGUCUUCAAAAAUAUGAACUCACCGGAGAUAUUGUCAACUUUUAUUUUGAAGACCUUGAUGCAGAACAGAAGUGUUUUAACUUAGAUGUAGAGCAGAAAAAUAAAUUAUGGAAUCCUAAACCAGCCUACGUGAAGAUAUAUGACUACUAUGAUACAGAUUCAUCAGUAACUAGAGAAUACGACAUAAAGACAACAUGUGGGACAAAGGAAGAGUUGCCUUUCCUGACGCCAGAGGAGUAUGAUCGUUUGCCACCAAUCAUGCAGGCCCGAGUACCACUCAACCAUCCAGACUUAGCACCAAUUCCGGACGGGACUGGAAAAUAGGAAAAUGUCUAAAGUUUAUAUUAAAGAUUUUUGUUCCUGGUUGGUUCUUUAAAUCAGUACUUUUGUUGAUUCGCAUGUCAGAUCAGAAUGCGAAUAAAGAGUUGCACGGGAGGACUAAAUGCACUGUUUGACAAUAUUUAGAAUUACAAUACAUAUGUGUACAUGUAUAUUUUUUGUAAAAAACAACAACUAUGACGAACAAACAUCUUUUUUAUCCAACAUUGGAAUAGUUUCUGUGUUGUUUGCUCGUAAUCAAUAGUCUUCGAAGGCUUUGAAUUCUCUCUCUUGUGUAAUUUGGUCGCUACCUUUAAUUCUAUAUUAAAUGCUACGUAAUUUGUGCUUCUUUUGAUAAUCUAUAUUGCAUGAAAAUGUAUUUUGCUGUAUAAUUAAAUCAAUUACCAUUUAAUUACAAUUAAGUCUCAUAUGGGGAUUGUAUGCAUAUAUUUUAUUUUUUUAUAUUG